Cyprinodon variegatus (sheepshead minnow) is the source of this 1320-nucleotide messenger RNA. RefSeq names its product CAP-Gly domain-containing linker protein 4-like. The record is from RefSeq and is a predicted model, not a curated record. The coding region runs from base 165 to 1028 and encodes 287 amino acids. The transcript has 8 exons. Lineage: Eukaryota; Metazoa; Chordata; Actinopteri; Cyprinodontiformes; Cyprinodontidae.
GGGUGCAUAGCAACAGGUUAGCGAGCCUUAUGGAUCACAUUAACAUUCAACAGAACUGAUCAAAAAAGGGGGUAUUUACCUGUUAAUUCACUCUGGACUGUUUUCUAAAUUACAGAGAAGACUCUGGAAAAGAAUAGCAUGACUUGAGAGGACCAUGUUAAACAAUGACAGCAUACAUCCUACAGACAUUAUUUACAUGGACAUACAAGGGGAUCCUCUGCACCUGCAGGUUUCUGUGGAUAUGUCCUUACAAUGCAAUCAAAUUCCUACCAAGACAAAAGUGCAUCACAGAGGAGAAAAGCAGACAGGUGACAAGACAUGUCGCCUGUGGAAGCAAAGUGACAGCUGCCAUCCCAGGGAGCCCGGACCGCGUUAACGCGCUCCACAAACGAGUGACCAAAACUGAGAGAGAUAUCCUUUCGAUUAAAACCAAGAUCGCCUGUGAGAGAGCGUCCUGGGAGAAGAGAUUUUCAGAGCUGCAAAGACAACAUGAAGAGCUGCGUAAUCAGGUUUUCUCUGAGGCUGAUAUACUGCUAAAGGUGGGAACUUAUGAGGAGCAGAGAGACUACGGGGACAAUCUGGAUGAGCAGUCAAGUGGUUUUUCUCAACGUAAAAGAUCCAAAGUGUCAUCAAGAAGCGAAAGCCACUUAUGCAGUUCGUCAGGGAGCCAGGAAUCCUUAUCAACUGCACUGAGCUCAAGAUCUACUUCCUCUUUAUCUUCAGCCUCAAGUGUGCGAUCCUGGAAAUCAUCUCACGGCCCUCAUAGAGUUUUUGUCCCACACUCGCCCAUGGACUUGCAGCUGGGUCACCGGGUUAGGAUCAUGCUGCCAUCUGGCCGGAUAAGCACAGGAACUAUUCGUUUCUUGGGGCACCUGCAGGGGGAAGCAGAGUUCCACCUUGGUGUGGAGCUGCAGAGUCACGAUGCAUCACUGUGUGAUGGCAGUCACAAUGGACAGGCCUACUUUGAAUGCAAACCAGGACAUGGUGCCUUUGUACCAUUCCACAAGCUGCUGAUGGCCUGGGAAUGAAAGAAUGUCACUAUCAGCGUCAGCAUUAGACAUUAGUCAUAACCCGGUUAUGCAGACAUGGUAGUAAAUGUCAUAUAAAGUUCAGCCAAUUCACCUAACCAUGAUGUUUUUGGACUGUGGGAGGAAGCCGGAAUACCAGAAGAGAACCCACGCAAGUACAGGGAGAACAUGCAAACUCCAUGCAGAAAGACCCCGGGCCAGGAAUCAAACCUAGAACCUUCCUGCUGCAAAAUCAGGACCAGGAGAAAUGAAAUAAUUGUGUAAAGCAAAAGUUCUUUAGAGGUAUAUGAUU